CCGUCAUGAGGACACUGUUGCUGCUGGGGCUGUCGGCCUUCUGUCUGUGUGCGUUUGUCGCCGCCGACGAGCAUCGUGAGGGACAGGGCGACAAAUCUCUCCCCGAGGAGGACGGAGUCCUACAGCUGAAGAAAGGGAAUUUCAAAAGGGCGCUGAGAAAAUACCAACAGCUCCUGGUGCAUUUCUAUGCUCCUCUGUCUGCAGAAAGCCAUCGUGUAUCAGCAGCUUUUAAAGGUGCAGCUGCGGAGCUUCAGGGGUCAGAGGUCAAACUGGCAGUCGUCGAUGUCACAAAGGAGAAGGAGCUGGCGAAAGAUCUCAAAGCCACAGGUCCUCCAAUAAUCAGGCUGUACCUUGGCGGAGACAAAAAGAACCCUGUCCCCUGCCCUGUUCCUCUGAGCGCGGCGUCCAUCCUGACCUGGCUGAAACGGAGGGCGGGAUCUGCUGCUGACCUCAUCACUGAUCGUAGCCUAUCAGAGGCCUCAGAGGAGCUGACGGUGGUCGGAUUCUUUAAGGAGCUGGAUCACGAGUACGUCCAGGUGUUCUACUCUGCAGCCAUGGACCUUCCUGACGUCAGCUUUGCCGUGACACAGAACAAUGAAGUUAUCAGUAAAUAUGGUCUCACCCAUGAUGUCGUUCUGCUGCUAAAAAAGUCUAAGCUCAUCCAGGCUUAUAAAAUGAUGCCUCAGACAUCUAAAGAGGAGCUGAUCGUCUUUAUCACUGUCUACCAGAUGGACCCAGUCACUGAAUACACCGGAAAGACGGCCAAUCAGAUCUUAAGCUCGCCUGUGUUACACCACGCCAUCCUGUUUGUGAACGAAACCGCUGCAGACUUCAAAGAGAUUUACUCGGCCUUUAGCGGUGCUGCAGGGGCGUUCAGGUUGAAGAUUUUAUUUGUGUGGGUGAACGUGGAUGAGUCUCGUAACGGCCGGAUGAUGGAGUACUUCAGAGUACGAGAUUUUGAGGCUCCUAUCAUCCGAUUGGUCAACCUGACAGACCACGUGACCUAUCACCUGCCCUCUGACUCUCUGGACGUAGAGACCGUAAAGACAUUCUGUCAGUCCUACCUCGAGGGCAAAGCUAAGCCGAAGCUGCAGAGCGAGCCGAUACCUGACGGGUGGGACACGAAGCCAGUGAAGGAGCUGGUGGGAAUGACUCUGGAGAAAGUCGCCUUUAACCCCGACAAGACUGUGUUUGUCAUGUUCUAUCUGCCGUACAGUCAGGACUCCAAGGCUCUGCUCCCGCUGUGGGAGGAACUAGCCGAGGCCUUAAAGGAGCGAGAGGACGUGGUGGUCGCUUGCAUCGACGCCUCCGCCAAUGACAUCAACAUGUCGAUGCAGGGACGCUACCCGUCACUCGGCCUGUUUCCUGCUCUGUACGCUGAAAGGAUGGUGGUUUACAAGGGGAAAAGGAAGGUGAAGGACCUGGUUAAGUUUUUAGAUAAAGAGAUGGAAAAAGCCAAAAAGGACAGAGUUAAGGAGGAUGAAGACAGGAAGAAGUACAUCGAGGCCGCGAAAGCUGAGGAGGCGAAAAAUGCCAACAAAACUAAAGACGAGCUUUAAUAUCAGAA
Molecule: messenger RNA, 1567 nt
Organism: Hippoglossus stenolepis (Pacific halibut)
Lineage: Eukaryota; Metazoa; Chordata; Actinopteri; Pleuronectiformes; Pleuronectidae
Exons: 11
Coding region: 6-1559 (517 amino acids)
Biological process (GO): protein folding; response to endoplasmic reticulum stress
Cellular component (GO): endoplasmic reticulum
Source: RefSeq, a predicted model, not a curated record